Balaenoptera acutorostrata (minke whale) is the source of this 3735-nucleotide messenger RNA. RefSeq names its product S1 RNA binding domain 1 (gene SRBD1). Gene Ontology annotation, biological process: nucleobase-containing compound metabolic process; translation. The transcript is spliced from 21 exons. Gene Ontology annotation, molecular function: structural constituent of ribosome; mRNA binding. The coding region runs from base 133 to 3120 and encodes 995 amino acids. NCBI's taxonomy places the organism in Eukaryota, Metazoa, Chordata, Mammalia, Artiodactyla, Balaenopteridae. The record is from RefSeq and is a predicted model, not a curated record.
GAAGGUGAGCUGAGCGUCCGCCUUGGCGGUCUUCCUGCGGACUCGCGGGAGCCCGGCGCCCGGGCUCCGGUAUUUUUGGGGCCAUUAAGAAAGUUCUGAGCGCUCAUUUGGGAAAUAACAUCCCUUUUUAAAAUGUCAUCAUUGCCAAGAAGAGCAAAAGUAAAGGUCCAGACUGUGGUAUCCAAAGAUGAAUUCUCUUCCCUCUCUGAGUUAUCAUCUGCCUCUGAAGAUGACAAGGAGGAUAGUGCCUGGGAGCCCCAAAAGAAAGUCCCCAGAAGCCGUAAGCUGCCUGUUUCCAAGGAAUCCAAACCGAAGAGGGCGCCACGGGUGAAGAAGAACACCCUACAGACCAAAGAUGGCUCAGAAGGUGUGGCUGUUAAGGAAGAGCUGAAUAGCUCUGUGCCUAUUGCUGAUGUUGAUUUGGAAGACAGAAAAAAUAAAUUGGAGACUGUGCAGACUCUGAAAACAGCAAAGAUGAAACGGAAAAAUUCAGCUCAGUCACCUUCAGCUCGGAGGACCAAAAAGCUGAAAGCUGAUGAAGAAACCAACAAAGCCAGCAGCUUAGAGAGCGGGAGUAACAGCACAGAGAAACCGUCCACAAGCGCCACGUGGGAAGGUGGGUGCAAGAAGGAGGAGAGUGAAGACGACUUCACGUGCAGUCAGUCCCCUUUGAAGAAAGUGAAGACAGAAAUGUGUCCUCAGGGGCAGCCUGUCAGGUUUCCAGCAAAUGCCAACAUUAUUAAGGAGGAGGUGGAAAUGAACUGGGACAUAGUACAGGUUUUAUCUGAGAGAACUGAUAUUGAACUUUGGGUUUGUGCCAACAUUAUUCGUCUCUUUAAUGAUGAUAACACAAUUCCCUUCAUUAUACGUUAUCGAAAAGAGCUUAUUAAUAACCUUGAUGCUGAUUCCUUGAGAGAAGUUCAACAAACUCUAGAGGAGCUACGGGCUGUUGCAAAGAAGGCUUAUAACACAAUCCAAAAAAUUAAGAAGGAGGGGAAGAUGUCUGAGUGCUUGUUAAAAGCCUUGCUGAACUGUAAAACUUUUGAAGAACUAGAACACGUGUCAGCACCAUAUAAAACUGGGAGCAAGGGCACCAAAGCCCAGAGAGCAAAGCAGCUGGGAUUAGAAGGAGCAGCCAGGACACUGCUUGAGAAUCCAGGGGACCUCAAUCUGCUCUCUUACAUUAGGCCCAAUGUUAAAGGGCUUUCAGCACUCCAGGAUAUUGAAACAGGAGUGCAGCAUAUUUUAGCAGACAUGAUUGCUAAAGACAAAGACACGCUUGACUUCAUUCGGAAAUUGUGCCAAAAUAGAUAUAUUUGUAUCCAAUCAUCUCUGGCAAAGGUAUCCUCAAAAAAAGUAAAUGAAAAAGAUGUUGAUAAGUUUCUGCUCUACCAAAAUUUUUCGUGCAACAUAAGAAACAUCCAACAUCAUCAGAUUCUGGCAAUUAACCGUGGAGAAAAUUUGAAGAUACUGACGGUCAAGGUUAACAUUUCUGAUGGAGUGAAGAAUGAGUUCUGUAGGUGGUGCAUCCAAAACAGGUGGAGACCACGUGGCUUUGCAAGGCCAGAGUUAAUGAAGAUCUUAUACAACUCACUGGAUGAUUCCUUUAAACGCCUUAUUUAUCCUCUCCUUUGUAGAGAGUUCAGAGCCAAACUAACAUCAGAUGCAGAGAAAGAAUCAGUAAUGAUGUUUGGACGGAACCUUCGUCAGCUCCUUUUAACAAGCCCUGUCCCAGGGCGUACCUUGAUGGGAGUGGAUCCCGGUUAUAAACACGGUUGCAAAUUAGCUAUAAUUUCUCCUACCAGUCAGAUACUUCAUACUGACGUGGUAUACUUGCAUUGUGGACAAGGCUUCCGAGAGGCAGAGAAAAUAAAGAGGCUUUUGCUGAAUUUCAACUGCAGCACAGUGGUGAUUGGAAAUGGAACUGCCUGCCGGGAAACAGAAGCUUACUUUGCUGACCUGAUAAUGAAAAACUACUUUGCACCACUGGACAUUGUUUACUGUAUCGUCAGUGAAGCAGGAGCAUCAGUCUACAGUGUCAGCCCUGAAGCUAAUAAAGAGAUGCCAGGACUGGACCCGAAUUUGAGAAGUGCAGUUUCCAUAGCAAGGCGUGUACAAGAUCCAUUAGCUGAGCUAGUGAAAAUUGAGCCGAAGCACAUUGGAGUUGGAAUGUAUCAGCACGAUGUGUCUCAGACUCUACUCAAGGCAACGCUGGAUAGUGUUGUAGAAGAAUGUGUCAGCUUUGUGGGAGUGGAUAUUAACAUCUGUUCAGAAGUUUUGUUAAGGCAUAUUGCUGGACUCAAUGCCAACCGAGCCAAAAAUAUUAUUGAAUGGCGCGAGAAAAAUGGGCCAUUCAUCAACCGAGAACAGCUGAAGAAAGUGAAAGGGCUAGGUCCAAAAUCUUUCCAACAGUGUGCUGGUUUCAUCAGAGUCAACCAGGAGUAUAUUCGAACAUUUUGCAGUCGUCAGCAAACUGAAUCUGCAGGCAAAAUGCAGGGAGUUGCUGUGGCAUCUUCAGCAGGUGUUGAAGUCACAAAUGAGAAGCAAGGCAAGAAGAAGAGCAAAACUGCAGUGAAUGCUGUACUAAAGCCAAAUCCUUUGGACCAAACUUGUAUUCACCCAGAAUCAUAUGACAUAGCGAUGAGGUUUUUAUCAUUUGUUGGAGGGACACUGUGUGAGAUUGGCAAGCCUGAAAUGCAACAAAAAAUAAAUUCAUUCCUUGACAGAGAAGGAAUAGAGAAAACUGCAGAAAGAUUGCAAACAACAGUACACACCUUACAGGUCAUCAUAGAUGGUCUCAGCCAGCCUGAGAGCUUUGACUUUCGAACAGAUUUCGAUAAACCUGAUUUCAAGAGAAGCAUAGUCUGCUUGGAAGACCUGCAGGUUGGGACAGUUCUUACAGGCAAAGUCGAGAAUGCCACCCUGUUUGGAAUUUUUGUGGAUAUAGGAGUGGGGAGAUCAGGGCUGAUUCCCAUACGAAAUGUAACAGAAGCAAAACUUUCUAAGACGAAGAAGAGAAGGAGUCUUGGGCUGGGCCCUGGAGAAAGAGUGGAAGUCCAAGUACUCAACAUUGACAUUCCCCGAUCUAGGAUUACUCUGGACCUCAUUCGGGUGUUGUGAGUGUGCCACUGGUGGCCAAACACUGAUUUUUAUUCCCUCAUUUCUACAGUUUGACAAGAAUAAGUCAGAUGUUUGUGAGCUCUAGAUAGCAGAUGAGAAAGAAUUCACUUAAUAUCAGAAGUAUUUUCCGAACACUUUCCUUAUUAUUCCUUCUGGAUAAAUAGAGAGCUAACGGUUUGAUUUCUUUUCCCCUUAAAAAAAGCAACUAAUAGACAUCUUUAUUUGGCUUUAUGUAGUAAUGAUUUUCUGACCAAAAUUUUAUUUUUUAUAACUCAUCUUUGACUCCUUUUGCAUUUUGUAUAAUGGAUUGUUUCACUUCUACUUGCCAACAUGCCUUGCUGGAUUUGUAUGGAACUAUCUUCUUGAUUUAAAUUGUACAAUGUUUCAUGACAGUAGGGCUGGCAGUACUUACUCCUUUCUUUUUAUAGAUAUUUUUUAAAAAUCAGGCCUUUUGGACUUGACUCAUGAUUUUCCUUUGCCAGGCAAACCAGAGAUAUCCCAAUAAAACAGAUCCUGAUGUGUUCAUAACCAUCAAGUGAAUAGCUCGAACUAUUUCUCAGAAGGAUAUAUGUAUUAUUCCCUACAAUAAAAUUUUGUGGCUAGUGAUCUUGUUUU